Neocloeon triangulifer is the source of this 1639-nucleotide messenger RNA. RefSeq names its product peptide chain release factor 1-like, mitochondrial (gene mRF1). Lineage: Eukaryota; Metazoa; Arthropoda; Insecta; Ephemeroptera; Baetidae. Gene Ontology annotation, molecular function: translation release factor activity. The coding region runs from base 102 to 1298 and encodes 398 amino acids. Gene Ontology annotation, biological process: translational termination. The transcript has 7 exons. The record is from RefSeq and is a predicted model, not a curated record.
AUCAAAAUUUGCAGACACACCCCCUUAUACAGGACAAUAACAAAGAAAAGUAGUGUGUAAAUGUUUAUCUUCAAUUUCAAAGUAAAAGUCGGGUUAAAAAUAUGUUGAGGACAGUUUUUCUUCUGAGGCGACCUUUACUUUUGUUAAGGAAGCAACCAGUGGUUGUGACAAAUCAUUCAAAUUUCAUUAAAAGAACUUUUCAUCUACGGGUUUGUUUGUGUGCGCAAGAUUCGCCAUCCGUGGAAGUUUCACAUUCACACCCGUCCCUUCAUAAAUUAGUGAAGAAAAUUGUUGACGGCGUUGAAACAAAUUUUCCUGUAAAACAAAAUAUUAAAAAUGAUCUGGCUCAGCUUUGGGCGGCGAGAAUCAAGUUAGUCGAAGAUCUGGAACAACUUGAAAAAGAACUUUCGAAAGAGACCAACGAAGAGAUGAAGAUGUUAGCUGACGAGGAAAAGUCUAAUUUUUAUAACGAAAUUAAGGACAUUGACUCACAGAUGGUAGAUUUACUUCUGCCUUCUUCCACUUUGAGUUCUAAAAGUUUGUUCCUGGAAGUGACAGCUGGAGUCGGAGGACAGGAGGCGAUGCUUUUUGCAGCCGACAUGGUUCAAAUGUAUCAGGGUUUCCUGCAACACAGUGGUUGGGAAUUUGACAUUCUCGAGUUGGACAAAAGUGAUAUAGGUGGUAUUCGACACGGAAGCAUCAGUGUAUCGGGCAGAGGUGCAUAUGAAGUCCUGUGCUUAGAAGCCGGUGUUCAUCGAGUGCAAAGAGUGCCAAAAACUGAAAAGUCCGGACGAAUGCACACAAGCACUGUUACAGUGGCAGUUCUUGCACAGCCUUCUGAGAUAGAAGUCGUAAUUUCACCAAAAGACUUAAAAAUUGAGACUAAACGAGCCACGGGAGCUGGAGGCCAGCAUGUAAACACGACAGACAGUGCCGUUCGAAUUGUUCACCUGCCGUCUGGUGUGGCAGUUGAGUGUCAAAGUGAGCGCUCACAAAUUCAAAAUCGCUCUCUUGCAAUGCAGAAACUGCGGGCAAAACUUUACCAGAUGCAACUUGAUACACAGGAGGCAGACACAAAAUCAACAAGAAAACAACAGGUUGGCUCAAGUUUUCGAUCGGAGAAGAUUCGUACGUACAAUUUCCCUCAAGACCGAGUCACAGACCACAGAAUAGGUAAGACUGUGCACAACAUCCGAGGGUUUUUAGAGGGAGGCGAAAUUUUGAGCGAACUUGUCGAAGAGUUGAUGGCAAGGAAACGCGAGGAAGAUGUGAAGUCUUUUUUCAAUUCGCUGGAUUGAUAAAUAAAACCAUUGUGAUAGUUUAAAUUCCAUUUUUAUUGCUCUUAAAUAGUAAAAAGUUUCCAUUAAAAAACAAAUAACACAGAAUAUAAUAUUUUCCUCGUGUUAAAAACUAAACAAAGGAGUUUGGUAUGUAAACAUUUGAUGGAGGUGUAUGCGUCCAGUCUCCCAAUUGAGUGCAAAGUCUUUAUCAUGGCAUCCAAAUAUUUCAGAAUUAUUGCUUUUUAGCAGUUGAGAAAAUUUGGCAACAUUUUGUUUUACUGGUCAAGGUGCAUGAAUUGUUAUUUUCAGUGUGCCUAUCACAAUUAGUGUCAGUCGCAUUUUGCGAUCAUUUCCAUCUA